AUGGGAAUUGGCAAGAGUAUAUCAGUCAAAUUUGCCAAGCUAAACGCAAAACUUGCUCUUAUAGACUGUGUUGAUGAAAGCUUAAAAAGUAUUGUUCAAGAGUGUGAAAAAAUAACAAAAAAGAAAGUUUUCAGUGUAUUUAUUCCUGACCUUACUGUCAGAGAUAGCAUCAAAAAUGCCGUCAACGACACGGUAAGACAUUUUGGGAGAAUAGACGUUUUAAUUAACUGUGGUGAACUUGGUUCGAGAGUUGGUGUAACCAGUCCCAAUUUGAUUGCUGAUAUGAAAUUAAUUCUUGAAAUUAAUUUAAAAGCAGCAAUUGCGUUUGUCCAUUAUGCUUCUGAUUCUCUUAUAAAGAACAAGGGAAAUGUUAUUAAUAUAGCAAGUCUGUUUGGGACUCUUGCAAUAAAGGAAGCCUCACCGUAUAGUGUGUCGAAAGCUGGUUUGCUUCAUUUUUCGAGAUGUGCGGCCUUGGAACUGGCAGGCAAGGGGGUAAGAGUAAAUUGUAUAUCACCUGGGCCAGUAAGAAGUCAGAAUGUAAUGGGUGAUUUUGGGACAAAGGAAGAAAAUGAUAAAUAUUGGGAUACCUGGGCUAAGGAGGCUCCGUUGAAACAUUCAGUAACUGAGGACGAGAUAGCCGAUCUUGUGGAAUUCUUGGCGAGUUCUAAAGCUAGGAGUGUCACCGGAAAUGAUUAUAUUAUUGACUCUGGAUGGUCCGUUCAAAGAGUUUAA
This is a messenger RNA of Danaus chrysippus (African queen), 732 nucleotides long. NCBI's taxonomy places the organism in Eukaryota, Metazoa, Arthropoda, Insecta, Lepidoptera, Nymphalidae. The record is from the annotation of a GenBank genome assembly.